This is a messenger RNA of Penicillium alfredii, 1548 nucleotides long. Its product is annotated as fasciclin domain-containing protein. The record is from RefSeq and is a predicted model, not a curated record. Bases 1 to 1548 code for a protein of 515 amino acids. The transcript has 2 exons. Gene Ontology annotation, biological process: macroautophagy. Gene Ontology annotation, cellular component: fungal-type vacuole membrane. NCBI's taxonomy places the organism in Eukaryota, Fungi, Ascomycota, Eurotiomycetes, Eurotiales, Aspergillaceae.
AUGCGGUUCACUCUUGUCCUGUCCGCGGCUGUUUCUUUAGGCUCAGCUUUGGUUAUUCCAGAGGAAAAGGUAUUGGUUAGUCUAGCUGAGGAGGAUAACAUCGCUUUUGAUGGAUAUGGCAAGACUGGACUGGUUGUGGAUGACACUGUCGACCCGGAGGAUACCCAGAAUGAGGCCUCGGAUGCCGAGUCGUGGUGGACGAUGAUGAUACUAAUGAUCAAAAGCGACCAAGGGUCUGUUUUGGACACCGGAUUGGAUCUGCUGGGUAUUGGCGCAAAAAUGGACAAUAGUGUGGACAUUACCCAAGACGACGACGACAACGAAGAUGAUGACAGUGAUGGUCAUGAUGAAGACGAUAAAGAUGACGACGAGAAUGAUGAGGAUGAUGAGAAUGAUGAAGACGAGCGGGAUCCUCCUGACCACCCUCAUCCCCAUCCUCAUCCUCACCCCGGUCCUCGACGUCCCUGUCCACGCCCUGAGCUCUGCCAAACCGACCACACCCUCUGGGGACUUCUGACCGAGAGCGCAAGCACCACCCGACUUGCCGACCUCCUCGCCGACGACCACAAGCUGAUCAAGCUGCUCAACAGCAGCGCAGCCAACCACACCGUCUUCGCGCCGACAGACCGUGCCCUAGCCCGGCUGCCCCGGGAACGAGAUGGGCCCUCGCGCAAGGUGCUGUCUGCGAUGCUGCGCUACCACAUCAUGCCGGGCUGGAUGCCCAUCGACGAGUUCAAGGGCCACCAAACACUGCCAACGGCGCUGAACGAGUCGGCGUUGGGACAGAACCUGGCGCAACGGGUUCUAGUGACAGCAGACUGGGGGGAGGUAGUCUUGAACCGGGGGAGCCGGGUGGUAGCAGCUGAUAUUGCCGGUACCAACGGCCUCAUCCACCGCAUUGACACCCCCCUCAUCCCACCCCCAAGUACACACACCCUCCUCGACCUAGACCCUGCACAAUUCAGCACCUUCGCGCUGGGCCUCCACCGAACCAAGCUCGACAGCCACAUCGACCCACCCCACCGACACGGCGGGACGACCUUCGUACCGACGAACGAGGCCUUCCGACGACUCGGGCCACACACCAACGCGUUCUUGUUCUCGCCGCAGGGCGAGCCGUGUCUGCGCGCGCUGCUGCAGUACCAUCUUGUCCCUGAGCGGACGCUGUACUCGGACGUGCUGUACAUGACGCAUGGACGGCAAGAGAAUCUGGUGUUUGAGGAUAAGAAGGGGGAGCGUCAUUCGUCGGUGCAUGUGGAGCUGCCCACGCUCUUGAAGGGGCGUGCGCUGGCGGUCGAUGUUAGUAGGAAGAAGGAAGGAAAAGGAGGAGCAAGCGUGAGGAUGCGGGUGAAUGGGUUUGAGAGGGUGGUUGGGCCGGAUGUACUUGCUCGGGAUGGGACGUUGCAUGUCUUGGAUCGGGUGCUGAUCCCUCCGAAGAACGUGAAAGGAGCGGAAGAGGCCGAGGGGGAAGAAUUGACCCUGGGGGAACUGAAGGAGCGGCUGCUUGGUGGCGUUCCUGGGGAUGGAAUGGGUCACGGUGAGCUGUGA